UUUUCGCCGACCCUGAGUAAUGACAGCUGUCAGAUUGUUCUACUCAAAUUACAAAACAUUGAUAGCGUUAUUAUUUAUUUAUUUAUUUACAGUGAAUAAAAUUAAUUAUAAUAAUAAAUAAAUAUGAUGAAAAAUUCGGAAAUGAAUAAAGUUGAAGAAGAGGUGCUGACAUUACCAAAAAAAGAUGCUACGACCAGUGAACAAAGUAUUUCAAGUUUAAUGUCUAGUUCCUCGACGACACAGGAUGAAAAUUUCCGGGUGGCUAAACAUGCUGAGAUAAGUUUAAAAUGUAUGGAAAAUUAUUUACAUAAACAACAGCUCACUGAUAUUGUUUUGAUUGCCGGUGACAAACGUUUCUCAGCACAUCGAUUAGUACUGAGUGCUGGUUCGGAAUAUUUUGCUGCAAUGUUUACAACAUCGUUACGUGAAUCAAAUCAAGCUGAAAUAGAAUUAAAAAAAGUUGACCCAGAUGCUCUUUGGUCACUGAUCCAAUAUUGUUACACUGGAUGCAUAGAAUUACAUGAAGAAAGUGUAGAAACUCUUUUAGCAACGGCUAGUUUAUUACAAAUAGACGCUGUCGUAAAAGCCUGCUGUCAGUUUUUAAUAAAGCAGCUUCAUCCUAGCAAUUGUCUAGGGAUCCGCAUGUUUGCUGAUGCUCAAGGAUGUGGUAAUUUGCUGAGUGUUGCUCAUACUUAUACAACAGUACACUUUAUGGAAGUGAUGAAGAAUCAGGAAUUUUUACUGCUGUCUGCUGAUGAUGUCGCUAAAUUAUUAGAAUCCGAUGAUCUUAAUAUACCAGAUGAAGAAAUAGUAUUUCAGGCACUGAUGACCUGGCUUCAGUAUGAUUUAGAUAAUCGUCGUAAGGAUGUUGGUAGACUUUUGGGAUUAGUGCGAUUGCCUUUACUGUCUCCGGUCUUCAUAGCCGACCAUAUAGAUGAUAACGAAAUAUUUAAAAAUGAAAGACGAGCUCAGGAAUUAGUAAUGGAAGCUCUCAAGUAUCAUCUGUUACCUGAACGCCGUGCAUUGCUUCAGUCAUGUCGCACGCGACCUCGCAAAGCGACUGUGGGACAACUAUUAUCAGUUGGUGGAAUGGACGACCAUAAAGGCGCGACAUCAAUAGAUGCGUUUUCUCUGUGUGAUAAUACUUGGAAAAAUUUAGCCAGUAUGAAUGGACGUCGUCUCCAAUUUGGUGCUGCUGUGGUUGAAUCAAAGCUAAUUAUCGUUGGCGGUCGUGAUGGAUUGAAGACACUGGAUAGUGUAGAGCGACUAGACUUUUCAACUCUCAAAUGGAGUAGACUACCACCCAUGAAUACACAUCGUCACGGAUUAGGUGUAGCUGUUCUUGGAGGACCUCUGUAUGCUGUUGGUGGUCACGAUGGCUGGAGUUUUUUACACACAGUAGAGAGAUGGGAUCCAAAUACCCAAGAGUGGAGUCUCAUUGCGCCAAUGCCGUUCCCAAGAUCUACUGUUGGCGUGGCAGUUCUUAAUGAUAAAUUAUAUGCCGUGGGCGGAAGAGACACCAAUUCAUGUCUAAAUACAGUCGACUGUUACGAUCCUCACACAAACAAAUGGACAAGAUGCGCGCCGAUGUUCAAACGAAGGGGUGGUGUCGGUGUUGGAGUGGCCAAUGGCUGCAUAUAUGCACUCGGUGGUUAUGACGUAGCUGCGAAAGGUUCAAAUGCUUGUCGUUACGACAGUGUUGAGAGAUAUGACCCUAAAACUGACACCUGGACCAUGGUCGCUCCAAUGAGUGUCGCCCGUGAUGCUGUCGGUGUUUGUUUACUUGGGGAUCAAUUGUUUGCAGUUGGUGGCUACGAUGGCCAGCAAUAUCUCACUCUUGUCGAGACUUAUGAUCCGAUUCUCAACGAAUGGCAUCAGGUGUCACCACUCAAAACUGGAAGAGCGGGACCUUGUGUGAUUCUCAAAGAUCCGGUCGGCUAGAAGUAAAAUUUUAUUUUAUAAUUAGUAUAUAUUUAUAUGUAUAUAUAUAUAUAUAUCGGUGAAUUGAUUUUGUGAUAAAAUAUUAUUAUUUAUUUAUUAUAUCGGUGUCUAUUUUGUAAGACUGAAUUUAUUUAAAAGCUCAGUAGGCAUUUUUAAAAAAUUAUUUUGCUAAAAAUAAAAAUGUAUGCGAGGAUUUUUUUAAAAUAUAAAAUUCAUGUGUAUUUUAAUAUUAUGUACUAUGUAUCGAAAAAAAAUGUAAUAGUGAUUUUUUAUUUUAUAUCUAUUUUUAUAUAUCAUCA
Molecule: messenger RNA, 2240 nt
Organism: Microplitis mediator
Lineage: Eukaryota; Metazoa; Arthropoda; Insecta; Hymenoptera; Braconidae
Product: kelch-like protein 5
Exons: 8
Coding region: 124-1941 (605 amino acids)
Molecular function (GO): protein binding
Source: RefSeq, a predicted model, not a curated record